This is a messenger RNA of Vespa crabro (European hornet), 615 nucleotides long. Its product is annotated as odorant receptor 13a-like. The coding region runs from base 1 to 615 and encodes 204 amino acids. Lineage: Eukaryota; Metazoa; Arthropoda; Insecta; Hymenoptera; Vespidae. The record is from RefSeq and is a predicted model, not a curated record. Gene Ontology annotation, biological process: sensory perception of smell; detection of chemical stimulus involved in sensory perception of smell. Gene Ontology annotation, cellular component: plasma membrane. The transcript is spliced from 5 exons. Gene Ontology annotation, molecular function: olfactory receptor activity; odorant binding.
AUGACCAGUCCACUGUUCGAAUUCAAGUUCUUCGGUCAAAUGAUAGGUGCAAUUUAUUAUUCAGUAACGUACACAGCAGUAGAUACUUUCUUAGCAAUGUUGGUCCUUCACGUUUGUGGACAACUUUCGAGAUUACAAAACGAUCUUAUCGAUUUGAAUUCAGCUACGAGAAAAGAAUUUGGGAUGAAGUUAAAUUACAUCGUGGAAAGGCACAAUUAUUUGAACAGAUUCGUCGAUACGUUAGAGGACCGGUUCAAUAUAAUGCUGCUCUUUCAAAUACUUGGUUGCACCUUGCAAUUGUGCAUGGAAUGUUUUCAUGGGCUUGUGUUAAUAAUGGAUGAUGGAGAAGAAAUGCCGUUACUAGAGAUGUUCUUCUUCGCUUUCUACAUCUUUUACGUUCUACUUCAAUUAUAUCUUUAUUGCUAUGUCGGUGAAAAACUUUGGUUCGAGAGUACCGAACUUGCUCGUGCCGCAUACGAAUGUAAAUGGUACAAUUUAUUACCGGAGGAGGCAAAAUCAUUGUUAUUGAUAAUCUAUCGAUCGCGAUCACCUUUGCGUCUAACAGCUGGCAAAUUCUGUAUAUUGAAUCACGAACUUUACAGCACCGAGCAAUAA